GGGGCGCCGGAGCCGCGGGGGCCGCGCACCGGGAAGAUGGUGGUCACCAGGUCUGCGCGGCCUCAGGCCGGGCUCCAAGCCACGUCAGCUGAAAGCUCCCAACAGAAGGAUUCUGCAAAAAGAAUUCAAGCACAUCCAAAAGGCAGGAAGGAAUCUCCAUCUGAUGACCCAAGUACUGCUGUAUCACAGACCACUAAGAAACAAAGUCCGGAUCCUACAGCCAGGAAGAGGAAGAGCAGAACUACAGGCUCAUUACCAGAAAUGAACAAACCUACUGAUGGAGAGAUCUCUGAAGCAGAGUCAACUUGUUCUUCUGUGUCUGAGGUCCAGGAUCCCAUUUUCAGAAUAACCAGGAGAAGGCAGAUCUUAGUUACAGGCACCCCAGUUUCCAGUGUAAGGAAAAGACCGAAAGUAACUCCAGUAAAUGAGUCUCAUACUGAGGAAGAAGUCUCUGAAGCAGAAUCUCAUGUGUCAGGUAUUUCUAGAAUUGUGCGUUCCACAGUGAUAGCUACACAAACCAGAGGAAGCAAGGCUAAGUCCCUAACAGGUCCAAGCCAAGAAUCAUACAUGGAAGCUGUUUCUGAUGCUGAGUCAUCAUGCUCAGAGGUUUCUUCCUUUUCUGGAAUUGCAACGAGGAGAACAACAAGGAGUAUGCAGAGGAGAUUACAGGCACAAACUGAGGAGAAUGAUACUAUGAUUGUAGCAGGAAAUGAAAAGCAAGGCGUAGAUACGCCUGUGAAUUCCAAGGAUUCAGAAACCAGACGAACUUCUUGUCGUUUACUAGCAAGAUCGCUUUCUCAGAUCAAUAAGCCGAAUCUCUAUAAUAAUGAAAUUUGUAAUGACCUUGAUGAGGAUCCCUUCUUCGGAAAUUCAGGAAAAAAAUUAAUUGCACAAAAACACCCAAGUGUUAAUAUAAGUGAGGAAGAACAGGACAACGUUUCACCUCUCAAAAACAUAACAAAGCAGAAUUGUGAGAGUUCAGAGGAAGAAGCCAAAGAACCAAUAGAUGAGGGAAAAGAAAUUAAUGAGAAAGAUUCUCAGUUGAAUCUUCCUGAACUGCAGGACACCAGCCUUCAGCAGUUAGUUUCUCAAAGGCAUUCCACCCCCGAAAAUAACAAAACCACAUCAGAGCCCUCAAAUCUGAACUGUGAGGCUGUAAUGAAAUCAUUAGCUCACACAUUUGCAGUUGUGGAAGUGGACAGAUGCGAUGAAGGAAGAAAGAGCACCAUAAAAACAAGCGACUGGACAGAACUUGGUGGCGGUGAUGAAGAGUGCACAGUUACAGGUGACAGCCAAGACAUGGACGAAGAAAGGGAUGUGGAUUUUGAGUGUGAUGCCAAACUGCGUAAUCCUGAGCUCAGCGCAUCUCAGGAUAAAGAUGAUUCGGUUUUAUUAGUUCUCAGCAGUGAUGAAAGCCAGCAGUCGGAAAGCAGUGAGGAUGAAGAGGACACUAUCUGUUUUGUUGAAAAUAGUGGUCAAAAGGAAUCAUUAAAUGCAGACUCAGAAACUACAUCACAUGGCAGUGCUUUGUUUGUAAUUGACACAACUCCUGGAUUGAGUGCUGAUAAAAAUUUUUACCUGAAUGAAGAAGACAAGGCCAGUGAGGUUGUCACUGAGGAAGAAGAGGAGGAGGAGGAAGAUGAGGAGGAAGAGGAAGAAAGUGAAGAAGAAUCAUCAGACCACGACAGAAAUAAAGAUAAUGAGUUUAGUGAUGAAGACAACUUACUAAAUAGCACAAAAUCUAAACUUCUGAAGUUGACGAGCAGCAGCAUAGACCCUGGUCUAAGUAUUAAGCAGUUGGGUGGUUUGUAUAUUAAUUUCAAUGCAGACAAGCCACAGUUGAACAAGAGAACCCUAACACAGCUCAAGGAGAAAAAGAAAAAUGAGCUUCUUCAGAAAGCUGUCAUUACUCCUGAUUUUGAGAAAAACUACUCUGUCCCACCAUAUAGAGAAUCAAAGUAUAAGCUUCAGAAAAAACGCAGACAAGAACGGCAAAAAACAGCAGGUGAUGGCUGGUUUGGUAUGAAAGCUCCAGAACUGACAGAUGAACUGAAAAAUGAUCUCAAAGCCCUGAAGAUGAGAGCUAGCAUGGACCCCAAAAGGUUUUAUAAGAAAAAUGAUAGAGACGGCUUCCCCAAGUACUUCCAGAUUGGAACCAUCGUUGACAAUCCAGCUGACUUCUACCACUCGCGAAUCCCCAAGAAGCAAAGGAAGAGGACGAUUGUGGAGGAGCUGCUGGCCGAUUCUGAGUUCAGAAGAUAUAACCGAAGGAAGUACUCAGAGAUCAUGGCUGAAAAGGCGGCCAAUGCAGCAGGAAAGAGGUUUCGAAAGAAGAAGAAAUUCCGCAAUUAAGAUUCACCAAGCAAACCACACAGUUUUACAUCUCCCCGUAUUUAUUUACUACAGGUAUUUUGAAAACUAACACCAGCAUCACAUAAAUUAACAUGAACUGGCCCUGUUUAUAUACAGGGAGUUGUGUGUGGAAAAAGCUGUUGUCUUGAGAAAAGAUGGAUAAUGUGCCCCUUGGAGUAAAAACAAGUGUGUCUGCAAGAGGUCCACUCAUGUUUAGACACUUUGAGGAGAAAAAAAGGAAAAGAACUUCAAUCAUUUAACAUUCUGUAAAGUUUUCAACAGUUAUUUAAAGAAAAUUUAAAACAUUUUGAAAAUACAAAGUUUGUUAACAUAUUCAAAAAGCUGUUCAAUAAUACCACUGUAACUAUGACCUGGAGGUAUGUGUCUUCUGGGGGGAGAUGGUAGGUAGGAAGUCCCCUUUGGUGAGCUGAACGUUCAAGUCCAGAAAAUGGGUAAAGCUGGGGUACAGAGUUGUUGCCAACAUAAGAGUCAGAGCUGAAACCAAAGCAGUGACAAAGGUGUUCCUGGAGCAGAUGUCUGCUAGUAUGUGACAAAGCUGAGUGAAGCCCUAAAAAGGACUUAAAAGAUAGGCUCCCUGCAAAGUUUGGGUUAAAAGUAGCAGCAGCAGAGCAGUUUUCCUUCCUUAGCAGUUUAAACAGGAGGGAAGAUAGAUUUUAUCCAGAUUCAAUGUUGUGUUCCAGUGAAGCAGUAUUAAAUCAACCUAAGUGACCUGGCCACGCAGUUAAGCGGUCCAGCUCAGCUGGUCUCCAAUGGCAGAGAUACGCAUCCUGGCUAAGCUACAGCCGGCACCCAAGGAGCAGUGGCGAUUUCCGGUAAUGCUUCUUGGUAGGUUAUUGCUUCCUUUACGUCAUUAUCCUGGGACCGCUCUUUUCUAGCGUACUGCCUCCUUGGCAUUUUGGUAAAUAAGAACUCUCCUAGUUUGUGUUUAGUGCUUGGGAUCAUAAGCAGCCUAGUAAAAAUUAACAAUGACAUUCCUGGCUGGACUUGGGCAAGCAUCCAUAUCUGUGCUCUUUUGUGGAAAAGCUUUUAUCCCAAGAAUAUUAAGCUUUGCCUUCUGGGUAAAGUAAGGAUCUGCUCUGGGGGAAUUAAAUAUCAAAACAAGGAGAAGUAAUAGUUAAUUUACCUUUUACACAUUCUUCCAGAAGGAGCCAUUGUUGGAGCAUUUGUUCGGCUCACGCUACUAUAAAAAUCUCACGGUUCAGUUGUCCUUCCAUUAGGGCGGUGCUUUGUGCAGUCAAGGACUUGCCCAGUUUUUCUCAGACUCAAUGCGUGGGUCAGCUUUUGACCAGUUAAAACUUUCAUCCUGGUUCCUGACUCACAACUGCCAGAAUAUGGUGAGUUAUUUGGUACUUCAAAACUGCACUUAUGUCCCGAUCUUUCCCACAAGAGCAGAUUAGAGCUUUCUGAAUGGAAAGCAGUGACGAGGACAUAGAACCUCGGUGUGAAUCCAGCUCCUGCUAACCACCCUUUAAGAGAUGCUCACAGUCUAUGUUUUGAGUACGGUUGGCCCUUGAACAACACGGGGUACUGGAUAGCAGGCCCUGAGUAUCCAUGUCCUGCAUUUGCGGAUUCAACCAGCUGCCUGUGGACCAGGCAGCUCUUUAGUGUGGAUUCAUCGAAAAAAUCUGAAUACAUGGACCUGGCCAGUUCUAACCUGUGUUCAGUGGUCAACUCUGUUAAUUACAUUUUAACACAUUCUUUUUUGUAUCCAUUGUAAUUUUUGAUUUUAUAUAUAUUUUUGUAAGCCACUUAAAUAAUCUGGAAGAGUUAUGAACAAAUGUAAAAUACUUGCCUUAUUCAGUGAAAUAAACGCUUCAACUAAAAAUCA
Phacochoerus africanus (Common warthog) is the source of this 4201-nucleotide messenger RNA. RefSeq names its product deoxynucleotidyltransferase terminal interacting protein 2 (gene DNTTIP2). Gene Ontology annotation, cellular component: nucleolus. The record is from RefSeq and is a predicted model, not a curated record. Lineage: Eukaryota; Metazoa; Chordata; Mammalia; Artiodactyla; Suidae. Bases 37 to 2352 code for a protein of 771 amino acids. Gene Ontology annotation, molecular function: RNA binding. The transcript is spliced from 7 exons. Gene Ontology annotation, biological process: RNA processing.